AUGUCGUUUUUCAGCCGUCUUUUUGCUAAGCAGAAAGAGGAAGAUUACGAGACCGUUCUGUCAAAUCUCGCGGAUGACAUCAAGAAGCGCCGGGUGAAGCUGUCUGAGAUCAGACUGCGCGAGCGGCGGGCAACGUUAUUGGUGACAUUGUACACACUGGCAACGUGGGUGGCGUACGUCAGUCUCUGGUACGUGGAGUACCUUCCACAAAUUCGGGAUAGCGCCGGUGUGAGGAGCGUGGGUCUGGAAAGAGCGGUAAAGGCAUUCCCAGUGCUUAUUGGGCCUAUUGUCAUUUUGUUCAUUCGGAGGAUCGUUCAGAUUUGGUAUAAACGAAAAGGGGACGCAGAAGAGAAAACGGUUCAACUGCUCAUGAAAGAGCGGAGGACCAAGGUAGAGGAGAUAAAGAAGAAAACAAAUUACUAUUCCACACGAGAUCUUCUUCAACGUUACGAUGACUCAACUCCCACCAACACCCCCGUCAUUCCACGAACUCUCCCCAGCCAGAACGCUCCUGGCCUACCUUUUACCCCGAUUCGCCAACCCGUCCCCCAACACCCAAAUUUGGGACAAGCCUCUGGUGUAAAUCCUCGUCUUGCUCAGGUUAUGUCGCCACCGUUUGCGGCAACACCGCCGCGUAAACAGUGGUAUGACAAGCUGGCCGACAAGCUGCUAGGUGACGACGAGCAAUACAAUGUCUCUCCAAGUUCUCGAUACGCACUAAUCUGCGAAAAAUGCUUCGCCCACAACGGUCUGGUGAAGGAGAGCAUGUGGGAGGAUGCGCAAUACUUGUGUAUGAAGUGUAAUCACUUCAACCCUUCGAUGCGGUCGAAGAGGCAAGCACGACUCAGCCAAAUAUCGCCUGCCAGCUCUCCCACCUCGUCCCCAAUGAAUGAGGGUAUAACUGCUCAUUCCAUCCAACUAUCCCCAUCGCAACAACCAAGCAACGAUCCACCGACCGUGGACGCUCCCAGCUCAGCUAAUAUGGACGUUGAUUCAUAG
This is a messenger RNA of Laccaria bicolor S238N-H82, 999 nucleotides long. RefSeq lists its product as uncharacterized. NCBI's taxonomy places the organism in Eukaryota, Fungi, Basidiomycota, Agaricomycetes, Agaricales, Hydnangiaceae. The record is from RefSeq and is a predicted model, not a curated record. Gene Ontology annotation, biological process: endoplasmic reticulum tubular network organization. The transcript is spliced from 6 exons. Gene Ontology annotation, cellular component: endoplasmic reticulum tubular network. The coding region runs from base 1 to 999 and encodes 332 amino acids.